Gigantopelta aegis is the source of this 1147-nucleotide messenger RNA. RefSeq lists its product as uncharacterized. Gene Ontology annotation, cellular component: transcription regulator complex; nucleus. The record is from RefSeq and is a predicted model, not a curated record. The coding region runs from base 353 to 1105 and encodes 250 amino acids. The transcript has 2 exons. Gene Ontology annotation, biological process: regulation of transcription by RNA polymerase II. Gene Ontology annotation, molecular function: DNA binding. Lineage: Eukaryota; Metazoa; Mollusca; Gastropoda; Neomphalida; Peltospiridae.
UUUGUUCUAGGGUCAUUCUAAGAACCGUUCAACAAUUACGUAACGCGUUAGGGCGAGAUUUCACCGCAUCCGCACAGACUCGUACAGACACGUCCGUUCAACGGAAGGAAAAAAUAAUUCAAUGUAUUUAUAGCGUGUGUCUGUUUCUUCGAAGCACGCACUUCACUGUCCGCUGCGGUUAACACAAUUUUUAAGUCGUCGCUGAUAAGAAAAUGUUCUUAUUUUGUCCGUAUGUACGAAAGAUUUGCUAACUGUUGCAUUCGUUUGAUUGACUGAAAUAGGCUGAUAUAGCCCACAGAGGACAGUUGCUUUGGUCGGUGGCGGUGUUGUGCACUGUGGUCAAGCGGGCAACAUGGGCGAUGAACAAAUAAUAUGGGCGGUCCAGGCAAGAUCCACCCUGUACGACAGAAGCGACCCUAAAUAUUCCAACAGAGACGUUAUCCGACAACUGUGGAUCGACUGUGCUAGUGAGCUCAACAUGGAAGUAGAGCAAGUUAAAAAGAAGUGGACAUAUUUAAGGGACUACUUUUUGAGACAGUAUCGCCUAUCCAGGACAUCAAAAUCAGGUUCUUCAUUCAAAAGGAAGUGGCCACUGUUUGAUCAGAUGUCAUUCCUCAUACCUUAUAUUCAGCCAAGGGAGUCCAAGUUUGCUAAUCUUUUAGAGGAGGACUGUCAGGAGGAGAAUGACAGAGAAAGUACAGGAUCAAUUGACCAAUCAACACCAGUGGCAGACGACAUCAGUAACCAAUUCCCAUCAAGAUGGCAAUCUACUUCAUUCGCAUCAGAGAGCAUUCGGCAAACUCGCAAACGAUCACAUUCACCCAGUGGGACAUCCCUGUUUGAUACUGAGGUUUUGAAAGCACUAAGACAGGCAGAUAGUUAUGAUGAAAACGAAUAUUUUUUUAAAAGCCUUGUUCCUCAUAUGAAAUCUCUUGAACCAAUAGCUCGCAUGCAGUGUAGACUUGAAAUACAGAACGUUGUGUUAAAACAUAUGAAGGAAGCAGCCGCGUGUCAUAGUGCUGACACGUCAUCCUGCUCACCAGUACAGACAAAUCACGUUCAACCAUUGGCAGAAACCUGUAACGAUAACGACACUCGCCAAUAGUACCAGUAGAAAGUAAUGUCAAAUAAAAUAAGCAUAACUUUC